Molecule: messenger RNA, 12099 nt
Organism: Spirometra erinaceieuropaei
Lineage: Eukaryota; Metazoa; Platyhelminthes; Cestoda; Diphyllobothriidea; Diphyllobothriidae
Source: the annotation of a GenBank genome assembly
AUGGCUAAGGAAGCAGGUCAAAAAAAUUCCCUAUCUGGCAAAGUUGUCGAGGUUAGCCCCAUUUAUGUUCGUGUCGCGCGAAAUGUACCGCUUCAUCUGCACAUCGAGACGGAGGGCGCGGAAAAACCCAGCGAUAAGCCUCAGAGAGAAAUCACAAAUGCAAACACCAAUAACAAGUCUUCCUCAAGCGGAUUUACUCAAAACGUGCCAUGGAUACCGCCGCCUGGGAAAACGUCAGCGGGCACGUGUUUUUUGUUUUCACAUUACCCAUGUGAUCUGUUUUAAAAAUUAUUUCUGAAGACUUUCGAAAUUUUACUCCGCACAAUUUACUGCAGUUGCAUCGCAUGAAAUUCUUCCCUUGUCGUUUUUGAAACAAUUGAAUAUGUUUAUUUGAAGGACGCAGGCCUCCUUGCGCUAAUGAUGAUGGCAAUCGACGAUGUCUAAGUCAAGAAAGUCCGCGAAUACGUUUUCAUUCUUCGGUGCCAGCCAGCGACAGUAACAUUGUGAGUCGUAUUCCUUCAAAAUUCCUCUCACAUUGAUCUUUGAAAUGCUGCUUUAGCAGGAAAAUUACCAAUUAGCUCGUACGAACGUUGAACACGUAUGUAAUCAGUCUGUGCCUUUCCUUUCACAGUUGCAUAGGUGCCCCACUGCAAGUAACCGAGACGAUGAAUGCACUGAUGUUCCAGGGGCGGAUGUGGCUCAGAGAGAUAACACGAGGGUUUGCACAUGGAAUACCAAGAACGCACCGUUGACAUCUCGUUUCCGUCAACAGGUGGACGACGUUCCAAUUCCCGACUCUGGAGCACAGCGCUGGGCGACAACACGCGAGUGGUUACGUGAAAUAGAUCGCUCUGUCGAUCGACUGUCUACGUGUAUCAGAGAUAUUCUUCAGGCACGACACAAAGUGAGUUCGUCUGUAGUUGGGCAAUCUUGUGUUUUAACCUUUAAAAGUUUGCGUAAACUACAUGCGUAAAUGUUACUCUCUUCACGCGACUAUGAAGAACAUUGUUGAAAUCUUUAAUUACGGGGCCUGUAGUUGAUCCUGCAGCGCGGAAGUAUCAGGGAAAUGACAACACUUUUUACCAACCAACAUUACUAGUACCAUUAUAUUAGUAUACUAUAUUAGAGAACUUACAGUCACAAAUUAAGCUAAACGACGGGGCGGCUUAAGCACGCUGCUAAUCGAAGUCACACGACGGAGAUAAGCAAAAGCCCGCAGGAAAGAUAUUUGACGUGUUGCAUGCAUGACUUUACAAUGUCCCAUACAGUCACUUUAGAGGUCGCCCUAUAAGAUGGUUGCAAACUGUACGAUAACCGCUGAAAAUGGCUUACUUCGGUUCGACUUCAAAGAAAGCAUCAAGAGUAAAUAAAAAUAAAAAUAAAAUAAAAAUAACAUCUGAGACCCAGACUUGGUGGAAUUAACAAACAACUCAAGAUAAACCUCUGUAAACGUCGUAACUAAUAUUUUGACUUUCAUCGGAAUGAAUACAGUUCUUAUGAGCGCUAGGCACAUCGUUUCCUUUCUUUGUUUUUCAUUGCUGACAGUGCCUCUGCGAAAGAAAAACCACCGAAUGUGGUGAAAACGCCUACGAGACUGUGCUCACCCAGUCCGAAGUCCUCAGAAGAGCCGCGCAGGAGUUGGCAGCACGCUACAGUAAACUCGUGGCCGAGAACGACUUAAACAAUCGAGAGAUUGACGUGCGCGAAGCAAAACAUCGUACCGAAGUCAAGAUACUUCAAACGGAGCUUGAAAAAGCAAGUAUGCUGCCUAAUCUGCUGCAAUACAGCUUGAUGAUGCAAUCAGUGAAAAUCAGGAACGAAAUAAUAUAAAGACACACCAAAAUCGUUGAGAGGGUAAAAACUGGCUAUGUGGUUGUCUGACGAGAUCACCGGUCAGAAAGUCAUAAUAAAUGGGUGUAUAUGGAUGCAAUACAACUCAAAAAGUCCACGCUGUGGUUUCCGAGUCGCCCCUCUAUACUAAAACUAACAAUGAUUGCCGUGGCCAUAAACGUGUGUUAAAGGCUAAUGAAGGUGAUUAAUUUCCGUCAGGUUUUACAAAUUGUAGGACGGAUGCAAAGACUAGCCAGUGUGAUGAGGCAUAUAUGACACCGACGUGAGACCUGAGUGGCGGUUCUAGCUACUGCUGUAAGAAGAGGAGAGUUGAAUCUGAAAGCAGAGGCACAUAACUUAGGUGGCUUGUGGCAAGCACGAAUAUAUGUUGGGUCGCAACUCCUACUAAACGAUAUGAGUGGUCAAGUUUUAGCGGAAAGGCGCUUAAUGCAUAGGCCCCCGAAUGGACAAGAGGCUGAACCACAGCGAUAAUACAGUGUGUGCAGAGCAUCUAUAAUCGCCCUUUAACUGUGAGUAUUGGUGAUAGAAACCGAAAUUCACAAAAAUGGCUCGUUAUGAACCCUGCCAGAUAUGAUAUGGCGCUAAGUUGCUGCGAAAUUCUACCCUUAGUCCCUGACUGAGAGUCCAGGCCUACGACCCUACUUCAGUCUUUUACGUUUUUUCAUUAACUUUAGUAACUUAUUUAGACCGAAACAGUUGGCCUAACUAGGAAGAGAAAUGAACAGCAAAACAUUCUUUGAUGCAUACGCUUGCCUCACGAAGCCUCUAUUUGUAAACCGAUGAAAUUAGGCACGACUGUGGACUAAAGACCGCUAUAUGGAGUCUACGGCGACACAGGCGUUUUUGUAGGUGAUGCAGCUAACCCUCUCCUUCAUUUUUUUUCUGUUUGAGAUGUUGAACUAAAUCAUGCGAAGGAGGAGCUGAGUAGCUGCCAACAGGAGAUUAAACGACUGAACAGCGUCCAUUCCUCACUCGAGUCCCUCAAGGGUCACCUGCAGUUGCAGCUGAAGCACCGUGAAUCUGAAUGCAGUCGGUAAGUCGGCCCCAAAGCAGCAAAAUAUCAGCCCCAGGUGCGAGUUGCGCCCUUUGUAUCUUUCAGGAGGUACCAGGCAUUGGGGUAAAUUGGACAAUUUCACAAUAAAAAUGCAGACGCCACAAAUGCAGGCGGUGGUUUCAGUACGUCCAUGGCGACUUUAUUCUACGGAGUUUAUUUAUGCAUUUUUCCAUCUCUGUCUACAGCUGCAGAGUAUUGAUGCUGUGACGAAUGACAUCCCUUAUGUAGUAAGCUCGGUACGUCUGAGUGCAUCGACCUGUUUGGCAAACAGUUGCAACUAGACACCAGAGAAUCGUUAUAAAUUAGUCUUGAGGCCGGCCGUUGGAAACGGUGCCUCCAAAUGUAUGCUUAGGAGACUUCUAGAUUGAAUUAUCCGGCGGUACUCAUAAGAAGACAAGUUUGCGGAUAAUGCACUUGCUUGGGUAACUCGUUUGCUUUAUGUCAAUCAUUGGCAGUCAUGUUAACUAACGGGUGCUAAAUACUGAAGCAACCCGUAAACGCGGUCGUACAACCGGACUUACAGGUAACUAUAUAAAGGUACGACAAAGAAAAUCUUAAAAGAGGAACUUCGCAGAGAAACCAGACAGGGUCGGUAAUGCCGGCAAAAAAUUAGUGCGCAACUGCGCAGGCUGACUAUUCCUAAAUUUACAAAAAUCGAGUCGGGAAGUGGCACUCUUUCAACCCAAUGAAGCACGUCUUUUGACUAGAGGCGGCUAGAACUAUUUUCCGCAUGUGAAGUAGUUGGAGACUAUUUAGGCCGACCAUUUAGGCAGAACAUCACCAAAACGGACCAGGGAGACUGUAAUGGCCAUUUCUGGCUUAUUAGGCGUCAUGAGCCAGCCAUACCUAACCCGACUAAUGAGCCUCUUCUAUUAAGGAUAGGGAUUACUGGCUUAUCUGCCGUUAUGAGCCGGCCAAACUCCAACCUCGGGUCGGAACAAAGUCGGACUUGACUCAGGACCUAGUGGGUCAUCACGUCACGGGCUGCGGUCAGAAGCAUUCGUAGAUGUGGGCCUUACUGAUUUAUCCUGACUGCCCGACAGAUAUGCUCCCCCCCUCCCUUUUUUUACAGACUCGGCACACAGCUUCGAAAAGCUGACGAUAAACGUUCCCGCGAGCUGGAGGAGACGAGGGCCAUGGUGGAGCACGCCCAGUCCGCGCUCGACCUGAUGCGAACCAAGAAGGAGACGGUGAAGCGGGCAGCGAGGGCUCAGAAGCGUCGGGCAGAGCGCGCGGAAAACCGGCUGGCGGAGAUCGAACGCGAACUCUCCACCCGGGACAGUAUGCUUGCGGAGUUGAGGGUAAGUACCGGCGUGUGCAAUAGGGUCCCAAAGAGGGCGGUACUGUUGCACGACAACCGAGGGCGUGUGUGGAUGCGGGCGGGAGAUUCCUGUUCCAUUGCUCCGCCCGACAUUAUCACCGGAAUCCCAGUGCAGGCGGAGGGGCGGGAUGGAACCGAGUCGGAGUGAUGUUCUGUCGCCAUAGUAAAUUUGACCCGUCCUGAAGCAAUGGUGGCGCCUAAAAGUCGUAGCUUUAGAUAUUGCGGCCUUACAAUAUGUGCCGCCAAAAUGAUUGCCAACUAGUGAGAACAGACCGAGAGAGGGAUGCUGUGCUACCUACUCUUAAUGUUUCAUUCAUAGGAAAUUUCGCGAGGGCAAACGCCUAACGAUCCAAUAACUCUCUACACUACCGUCUUUGCAGACCCACUGGAUUUUCCAGGGAAGGUAUCACGCAAAAUCUGUUUGAAACUAACCACCCAGCAUGCCUUCUCGGAAAUCCCAGCCGUAAAUGAGUGAAACGGCUGGGGCCCCAAAAGUCGCCGGAACACUGACCAGGCCGCAGAAAUAGUCAAACAUGGUCUUAGCACCCCGCUAACAGGGCACGCACCAAAUCCCUCUCACGGCGUUUUAUUAUCCCCCUGCAGCGGCUCUUACCUAAAAUGAGUGGAAUUAUUGAUGUUUGUGGAAGUUUUAAUUGCAAGGUGGAGUCGUCUGUGCAUUACACCAACUCUAGUAGUGGAGCCACGCAUUAAACUUACGUACCACUUCUUCGACUUUGACUGCGUGAGAUGAAGGCGGAUGUUCGAAUUCCAGGUGUCAGUAUGAGUAAAGAGAUGACCGGUCGAGCACCGCACCCAUUUGUUGAAUUGUCUGGGUUGUCGAACUCGCGUAGAAGUUCACCAUCAAAGACAGUAGCAGCAACAGAAAAGGUGACAGUUUUGGGGGUACUAGCCAAUAAACGAUCAAUAAUGCAGGUUUGGUGACUGCACAGGGCUACAUAUGCCAGCGCCAACAUUUCGGGGGGUGCGAUGGCAGACCAAGUUUCCGGCUGGGACUCCUAUCGCCCCCUCCCCCAUGGUUGUUACUCAUCAAAAUACUGGUCAUUUGCAGUGUAAACCAGGGGUGUGGAGUGGAACGCCAAGGUACGGGUUCGGCCGUGCCAUCCAUCUGCAUUCUCCCCGGCCUCCGGUCUUCUUGGCCGUCUUAGCACCGGGUCCCGGUGGGGGAGGAGAGAGUGCGGUAGAUGCUGUGCGAGUCUACUACUACUACUACUACUACUACUACCACUACUACUACUACUACUACUACUACUACUACUACUACUACUACUACUACUACUACUACUACUACUACUACUACUACUACUACUACUACUACUACUACUACUACUACUACUACUACUACUACUACUACUACUACUACUACUACUACUACUACUACUACUAUAUACUAGCUCACGCACAAGUCCCCGUCCCUGCUUCACCUUGCUGUGCAGCACCCAGUGGACAUUGUUGGAUGCGACGGUCUAACUGCCGAUGUGCGACCCGGGGGCGUUUCUGUCUGACCUGUAUAAUUACAAGGGCAGUUGGGGCACGAGAUGCGAUACCUUACGUUUAACAGAUCCCUCGGAUCUAAUCAGUCUCUGAUUUUUGUGUUCUUACUAUGCAAGACAGCUUCUGGCCGGUAGGCACUUCCAACCGAAUUCUGCAGCAAUGCGCUCGGUUGUCUCUGAAACAUCUCUCAUAUCAUUGGUGAUGCUUCUGGUGGAGUCCUCCGAGGGCAAACACGUGGGCAUCGGCUUGUAAGCGUCCUUGACCAUCCAUUCCGCAUAAAUUGGCCGCGGAGGUGCCGGGCGUCACGCUUGAAGCGUGUUUUCACAUAGCUUCGCUUGUGUGCCACCGGAUAGUUGCUGUGAAAACUGAGAAGUUGUGUGGUGUUCGUUGCCUUCCUACAAGCUGUCGGCUUUAGUUCGCCGUUGUGACUUCGCCUGGCGAGCACAUCAGGGAAGGGCAGUUGCUGCUGAUCUAUUUCUCUCUGCCUCGUGUAUUGUAUAUAAUUCCUUCUCAUAGUCUGAUAUCUUCUGACAGCAUACUGCAGUUUGAAAUCAUGAGUGGCAUUCCCGACGUUGUCCCGACCGCAGAUCGCAUUGGCACUCAAUGUUGCUUUGUAGCCUAGAUUCUAGAGAAGUCCACGCAGGCGGCCCCACGGUGAUUUGUGGUGUAUUUGAGCAGCUCAGUUGGAAGCAGAUCAGCACAGCUUAGCCUUCAAUCAGGCUCUGGGUCAAUGCCGGUAGUAGUGGUAGUAGUAGUAGUAGUAGUAGUAGUAGUAGUAGUGGUAGUAGUAGUAGUAGUAGUUAGUAGUAGUUAGUAGUAGUCAGUAGUAGUUAGUAGUAGUGGUAGUAGUAGUAGUAGUAGUAGUAGUAGUAGUAGUAGUAGUAGUAGUAGUAGUAGUAGUAGUAGCAGUAGUAGUAGUAGUGGUAGUUAGUUGUGAUGGUGGACAUGGCCACGCAUUUUCACCAUUCCUCGUUUGGCAUUUAUUCUCCUCUCCCCAGCCCUAUCAUCCAUCUCUUUGCGCUUUAGCGAGAACUGGACAACGAGCGGACGAGAGCAUACCGGAUGGAAAGGACCCGAAGUCGACAGCGGGAGGACAUGAGAGCGCAGGAGGAGGAAGAGCGUGAAGAGAAGCGACAGUUGCAGUAUCUGCGCGAGAGACUGGAGGAAAUGGACCAGAAAACGCGAGAGACUGAGGAAAUUGUACGCCUACAGCUCGCCACCGCACCUGCCCAGCGUGAGGCGAUCUCCGGCCGAUCAAGUGGCCAGGUUACAGAACACUUGCGAGACGUAUACUUGCGUUCGUUUAAAGGCUACAUAUAUGCGCACAUAUGUAGAAUCAAGAGAGUAGCGUUAACCAAUCUGAUCCGAGUACGGAAGGCUUUCAUUUCGGCCUGUGGGCUCCACUCAAAGCUUUAUGAGAUGGUAGCAAAUUGGCGAGCAAUCGGCAAUCUAUAAGUUUUGAGCAGGAAGUCUAGGGGAGCUAAGAUGACAAUUUAUAGCCUAGUUACGGUUGUUAUCCAGCCAUGCCCCAAAACCAGAUACCGAGAUGACCUGAGAUUUCAGUCUCGGUUCAGUUAGUCAUUCGAUUUAAUGCUUUAUUGGCUUAAAUACGAGCUCUCGCGCCGUCAGCUGUGGUCCCAGGCAUUCAAAGCCAUGCGAAAGCGGUUGGUUGGCGACGGCAAAUAAGCCAAAAUGGUUCAUCCAUGCUUGUUCGUUUUUGUCCGUAAUGCUUCUCGAGCGCAUUCAAGAUGUGCAAGUAAAGCAACUUACGGAUUAGUACGGACCCCGGUAUCAACAAAUCACCGUUGCAGUGACGGUAAUGACGGCCUGUGAGCUUUUCUCAUUCAAGCUUUGCUCUUAAGACUUUACAAAUAAAUGACAAAUUUCUGUUCAAAGGGCGUUCAUCGAUCACUCCUUUGUGUCUUUGGGAUCAAUCUAGAGUAUAGUGGCAUAGUGGCAUAGAGUGCAUAGUGGCUAGUAUUCAUGCAGGAUAGUUGAUAUCCGCGAUCUCAACCUACAAGAUAACGAGCCCCUGACUCAGUGGUAGAGCACUGAACUUGUUGCUUGAUAUCCAAAAUAUUCGGGUCUUCACCAAAUGUUGUACUUGAAGAAAGGGUAUAAUUCAUUUUUAAAAAACUUGUCCAAAUCAUUGGUAAUUCUGAUCCCAAGUUGCCGUUACACUUGCAUUCAGGGUUUCCAAACUACAAGCUGCAUAUUCUCCGCAUACGGAAAACCACACAUUUCUCUACGGUAUUAAGAGGAGACUUUAUGAGGUUCAUAAAAUUUAGCAGUGGAUUUCAUCCAUAUUUUUAACUUUACAAGCAACAUUAGUCAAUGCAGAGACACGCCGUUUUACGCACGGGCUUUCCACAGUCUUAAAAAAUCUCGUAAUUAGAGACACUAAAAGCCACAUCAUACCCUUCCUUCAAGCACAAAUUUUAAGAAUUAAUUUUCUUCUAAGGAAGUAAAAGAAUGAAUUUUUUUACCCGUGUUUUCUCUGAAAUAUAUUUUAAUUUACAAGGGCAUCUAAAAUCAAUGAGAAAAACUAUACUAAUUAAGUAGCCGUUUUUACAUAGUGUAGUGUUCGAGGGUGUCCCGAAAGAAUUUCGUUUGAAAGCUGGUGUGCCGAAGUAACUGAAAUAUCUUGAGAUUAUGCUGCAUGUUAAUUAAAUUAAUUAAUUAUUAUAAUUAAUCUUUUCGAGUCGAAAGCCCAUUUCAGAAUCACGGUUAACACUCCAUGAGUAAGCACACCUACUAUAUAUCCCGUUCAUCAUCCCGAAAGAAGGCGAAGAAUAAAAAGAGGCGAUUUCAUGGACCACGCUGUAUUGGCACCAACCGCCUUUUUCUUCUUUUUGGAGUGAUGAACGGGAUAAUUUACCUGGACCUCAAAGCUUCCCUUAUGUUGAUAUAUGCAUGUGUAUGUAUAUUGCUAGUAGAAGUGAAGAUCCGCGUCCCUGCACAUAAAUGAGAAGAAAAGUCGACGAUGGAAGCCUGUUUGAUUUUGAAAGGUCAGAACAGUAAAAGUAUGGUUCCCGAGGCCGGGCUCGUGGCCCAGUGGUUGGAGGCGUGGACUUCUAAGAGGUCGCGAGCUCGAGCCGCGGGUGUUCCACACUUCGGGGUUGGGUGCGACUGGCUGACGACGGCUAAUAAGCCAGAAAUGGCCAUUUCAGUCUCCCUUGUCUUUGUCGGAAAUAACAUAUUAUAUAUAUGUAUAUAUAUAUGUGUGUAUAUAACGACGAAACAGAUGAGAAGUGGGAGAGGACAGUCAAGCAGUAGUACAGUUGUACUGACUUCUUGCGCGGCAUCCCAAAUUACUCUCUUAUGUCACUAGACAGUGUCCUAAAAUGAUUUUAAAAGACACGACAUUAAAAGCAGAAUUUGUAUGUACAGCCUGAGCAUGAUCAUAGAGUUGGCAUACUUGUUUUGGUAAACUCCAUGCGACGGGGUGUAUAUUCUGUUUUUUUGCGACAGGACUCACUGUCACUGAUAGAAAAGCAGUAGACGCAGCCCGCUCUUCGAAAGAUGCCAAACUGAAUACUUGUUGCAUAGAACUUAAAGGGUAACUGUGGGGCAAGGCGAGGUCUCCAACAAUCUACACUAACCUGUGCUAGACGGAUGCACUACCGUGCUCUUGAGCCAGACUUAUCUUGUGCUACUAAGAAGUUCAGGUGGGCUCAUCUGAAAAGAACGACCAAAAAUAGGAUGGAGUCUCCCCCGCACCCCCCACUAACAGCAAUGGUAUAGCCGGGGAUGCAACAGAGAGUUAAUCCGACUUCGAAUGAGACGACUACGAUGGGCCUAACUUUCGUUUUUCCCGUACCCGCACAGCGGCCAGUUUUCUAUGAUUGACACUUUGUGGCGCGUCCUUGCGUAACACAUGGAACGACACACUAGUUGCAUCCUAUCCGCAUGUUAAGCCAUGGCGUUUCCUGCGUCCAUGUUUGUGUGAGCGUUGCUAUCGCACCAUGCUCGUGUGACAAAACUGUCGGGACAGGACAAAGGCAACACAGUGGGGCAGUGAGUGAGUCACUCACUGGUAGGAGGGCGAUGGCAUCUAAUGGCUAGCCCCGCCCGUUCGCGUGUGUGCGCAAGCCCAGACAAAUCCUUUUGGCCAACGUAGGCAAAGGUGGGUUUUUUGCGGCUCAAAGGCGCAUACUCUGUGCGUCGAGGAGGUAUCCUCUCAGAUGGCACCGAAAUUGCGAUGAAACUGGGGACUGGAAUUACUGGCGCGAUGGAAUUGAAAUAAACUGGAGCUCCUUGGCGAGCAGUGACUCAUCUGCCGCGGUUGGUGCGAAGCCUAAACGACUCGACGCAGCACACGGACUGGCCGGACGGAGACACUGGCUACAUUGUACAGAGGGAAUACUCACAAAUCUGCAUUGUAAGUGGACCCACAACGAUUUCAGCAAAGGACCUCGAGAUAUCAAUUUAACUGAAUAAUUUCUGGGCUUAUUCUGUUGAAAUCUGUACGAUUAGGGAAGUAAAGCCAGACGCUAAAGAGUGUCCAGCGGCGGCCUGGAGGAGUUGAGGGACGUGGGGUGACAGAGAAGGCACGAUGGGGCGGGUGUGUGUGUGUGUGUGCUCGGGCUGUUGUUAGGAGCAUAUUAGAAGCCUAAAACUACUACGACGCGGUGCCUGGUCCGACUGAUUCGCUAGAGGUGAACCAGCUCCCUAGAUUAUCGAUUAGUAGUCAUGCGUGUAGUAGAAGACACAGUAGUCGAGUGAAAUCCAAGCAGUGCGCAGGAUUGAGUAUUUGCGUUUUUACUGGUUUUAACCUACUUUCUUUUUCUCGCCCGCUAAAGCGACCAAGCAGGGAGCCUGCCAGAGAAAAAGCGGAGGAGGGCGAGGAGCGUCGUUAUGACGAUGGCGAGGAAGAAGAUGGCGAUAUGGAACCCAUAAUAAAUAAUGAAAAGGGGGACUGUGUCCAACAGUCGUUACGGAUGCCGACAGUGUUAGAGACGGAAGGACCUCGGAGCGGCCAGCCGGACAGGCCCUCCCAGGUAAAGUUGCCGGUUUCCGUCCUCUCAUUUUUUAACUUUGCUUUCUUCUACUGAGCGGCAGAAAAGUCUAUUUAUUUUAGAAAAAUCGAACUUAAAAUCUGCUGGGGUUACUAGUAAAAGCGGUACUAUCAUAACUGGUAAGGCUGCGGGGGAGGUCUCAUUUACCGUUGCAGUAACCGCGACAGAUGUUUGCCUAAUAGGCGGUAGAAUCAAACAACCUUGUUACCGGGGGCAACCGUGACAUUGACAUGUUGAUGUCGAUCACGAAGCAGACUGGAAAGGGCGUUUCUGGCUCGCUUGCCAUCGUCAGUUAGCCAUACUUGAGCCUCGGGCCGGAUGGCCCAAAAGUUCACAGUUUGGUCUACUUACCCACGAAACCUAAUGCUCUGUCAAUGAUCCAUGGACGUGGUCUGGCCUAUAUUCGGGACUAAAAACGAACGCCCCGCUCUGGCCCACAAAUCCGGUCUGGUACAGAACCUCGAAACUCAACCCAAAGGCUGGUGGAACAGAUUCACCCAUUAGGUAGGGACGCACCUGUAAUUAUAACACGUGGUACAGAACACUUUUGAUAGGCUGAGAAGUUCCGGCUUCGUUCAGAAGUCCGGCCUAAACCACUGCAGUUAAUGCCCCAAAAUCCAACGGAAGGGAGAUUAGUCUCCGUCCCACAGUUACUUACAAACCACUAAUAAUCUUAUUUCCCCGGCUUUAGCCUUCGACGCUUUGAGCAUCACGUAUGCGCGUGUGUUUAUGUGGGAAGGAAUUAGGAAGCACGUUUUUGUCAAGCCGCAUGCGAGGUUGAUCUCACACAACGGGCUCGGAUUCGAUGGCACUAACCACGAAGACAGCGAGAUCAAGAAUUAUGCUGCUGAUGGUGAACUUUUGUCACGAGAAGCACCUCUUGAUUAAUCCUUUGUGUUGCCCGUUUGUUUGUCAUCACAAAGCAGCCCACCAGACCGCUCAACACUAACAUCAGCAACCAGGCGACGGCGGAACCGGAGGAGGAGGCGGCUGGGGGGACGGAGCGCCGGUCGACACUCCAGUGCCGUGAGCUAGAGGCCGUCAUUGCGGAGUUGCGCGGCCAACUGGCAGAAGCGCGCCGUGACGCGGAGGAGGUGGAGCGUCGAUCGACGGCGCGGUUGUCGGAAUUGCGGGCCCAAUUGGCCCAAUCAGACGCAGCCAAUCACAGCCUCCAGGCCUAUCUCGCCUUCCUAAAGCGCUCCUACGCCAGCAUCUUUGGUGGCAGCCCACCGCUCCUUGACUUGGAUGAGGAUGCUACUGUCGCCGCCGCCGCCGAAGUUGCUGCGGCUGAUAGCCACCCACCAACGACGACAGUGAUGGCCGAACCGGUCGCUGAUGGGUGA